Messenger RNA from Elaeis guineensis (African oil palm), 1049 nucleotides. Its product is annotated as DNA repair RAD52-like protein 2, chloroplastic. Gene Ontology annotation, molecular function: DNA binding. Gene Ontology annotation, biological process: double-strand break repair via homologous recombination. The record is from RefSeq and is a predicted model, not a curated record. Lineage: Eukaryota; Viridiplantae; Streptophyta; Magnoliopsida; Arecales; Arecaceae.
UCAUUCUUUGGCGUAAACGGUACAACCCGAACGGGUCGACAGAAGAGGCGCAUGAAAGUUGACCGAGGCCAGUAAUCACUCCUCCGAAGGCCAAAGUCUUCUCUGGCGUCCAUGGAAGCUACAACCGGCGCGACCUUGUUCCUGGACAGCAGAUUGGCCUUCCCGCCGGGCAUCGCCACCGACGAGGUGCGGACGCUGUGCGUGGCCGGGAGGCGGCGAGCGGCGAGCAUCAGCUGGGCUCGCAGGCUGGUGGCAGCGGCGCUGGAGAAGCGCGCCGGAAACGGGGGGAAGAAGGCAGGCGAUGCGGUGCGCAACUCCAACUAUGUCGUGCCCCUGGACAAGGCGUCCUGCCUCACCCGCCCCCUUGCGGAGAUCCUCCGGGACCUCAACAAGCGAGUUCCCGACAAGAUCAUCCACACCGCCGACAAUUCCAUCCCUUGGUAUCACACUAACAGAAUGUUGAGCUUUUAUGCCCCAGGCUGGUGUGGAGAAGUUCGCGAUGUUACAUUCUCCAACAAUGGAAGUGUAACAGUGGUAUAUCGUGUUACAAUCCGAGGAUCAGAUGGAGAGGCAUACCGCGAGUCCACUGGAACAGUGUCUCUAAAUGAUGACCGCUUUGCAGAACCUGUUGCGGCAGCAGAAGAAAUAGCCUUCUGCAAAGCCUGUGCUCGCUUUGGUUUCGGCUUGUACCUGUACCAUGAAGACGAGAGCCUGUAGAGAGGAUUCUCCCUCCUUUUUCUCGUCUUCUACAACCUUAUCGUUACUUAUAUGGACUGUACCACCUUGAAAAUGUUAAAUCUAUGAAAACUUCGCUCGUGAAUAGGGCAUGCAUCUUCCAUUUGGUGUAAAUAUCAGAGCCUGGUACUACUAUGCAUCUCUUGUAGGCCCUCCUUUCCAACUUUAGUUCCAUAAGCUGUUUAACCGCCCGAGGCAAUGUUGAUGAGUUGAUGUUACAAGUUAAUUUCCCCACUGCAACAUAACAUUUUAAGUUUGUAAAAUGCUAUUUCGGAUUUUUCAGUUGCUUUCUCAUUCACAUUGUUUUAUGUUCA